This is a messenger RNA of Cyphellophora attinorum, 843 nucleotides long. RefSeq lists its product as uncharacterized. The transcript has a single exon. Lineage: Eukaryota; Fungi; Ascomycota; Eurotiomycetes; Chaetothyriales; Cyphellophoraceae. The coding region runs from base 1 to 843 and encodes 280 amino acids. The record is from RefSeq and is a predicted model, not a curated record.
AUGGCAAUUGACAAGGACGACCCGACUAAACUAACCAUGCUCGGCCAGCCAGUUCAGAUUCAGGGAGAAUUCCCUAACACGGUUGCUGUAUCGCAGAAGAACAGACUUACUUGCGUUGGAACAACUGGAGCAGCAAACGGUAUCUCGUGCGCCUCAUUCUCACGACGAGGUUUAGGUCAAUUCGAUCAGCUUCGGUCAUUCAAUCUCGAUCAAACAACACCGCCUGUAGGGCCAACGAACAGUGUGUCGCAGCUGUUCUUUUCGGAAGAUGAAUCAACUCUGUUUGCGACUGUCAAGGGAGACCCAGCGGUGAACAACACCGGGUUCUUCUCCACGUUCGCCGUGAUGAGAGGCCACGGGAGCAGCCACGCUACCAUUGGAAGACAAGAUGUCCGAAGCUCGCCCAGCGGGACCGCAGUACUGUUCGGCUCAGCAGUCAUUCCAGGGAACUCAUCGGUCUUUGUCACGGACGCGUCCUUUGGUGCUGCAGUCCUCUCGAUUGACAGCUCGAAUAGCGGCGCCUCACUGGUCGCUCGGCAAGCUAUCGACGAUCAAGCGGCAACUUGUUGGGUUACCAUCUCGAGGGCAACGGGGAGCGCGUUCGUGACAGACGUUGGACGCAAUCGAGUCGUUGAAAUGAGCGUGACUGACGCGAGCAUUCUUGGUGAAACGGAUCUCUCAGAGACCGGGGCGCCAGGUCUGAUUGACCUCCGAUCAACUGGCAACUUUAUAUAUGCCUCAGUCCUGGCAAUGGAACUACGAACCCUGCUGUCGCUGUACUGGAAGUUUCUGGUGGACAGGGAACUGCUUCGUUGGUGCAGAAUUUUGAUGUUGCUGGCUUAG